This is a messenger RNA of Penicillium olsonii, 2214 nucleotides long. The record is from the annotation of a GenBank genome assembly. NCBI's taxonomy places the organism in Eukaryota, Fungi, Ascomycota, Eurotiomycetes, Eurotiales, Aspergillaceae.
AUGCAUAAUCUCCUUCUAGCUUUGGCACUCAGCGCUGCUGCGGAUGGAUAUGUGGCUGGGAGCGCGGGCUGGGAUGCCGCCUACGCCAAGGCCCAAAUUGCUCUGCAGAAGCUAAACCAAACAGAAAAGGUCGGCCUUGCUACCGGCGUGACAUGGGAGGGAGGACCCUGCGUGGGAAACACCUAUGCGCCCGAAUCCAUUGACUAUCCCUCCUUGUGUCUUCAAGACGGGCCUUUAGGUAUUCGAUUUGCCAAUCCCGUGACGGCGUUCCCUGCAGGUAUCAAUGCCGGCGCAACCUGGGACCGUGAUCUCCUGUAUGCGCGGGGAGCUGCUAUGGGGAGGGAAUCCAAGGGCCUGGGUAUCCAUGUGCAACUGGGCCCUGCUUCUGGUCCAUUGGGAAAGAACCCCGAUGGGGGUCGGAAUUGGGAAGGCUUCUCGGUUGACCCAUAUUUGAGUGGUGUUGGCAUGGAGGAGACCAUUCAGGGUAUGCAAGACUCUGGUGUGCAAGCCUGCGCCAAGCACUGGCUUGGUAAUGAGCAGGAGCACCAUCGGGAGACCAUGAGCUCCAACAUCGGCGACCGAGCGACCCAUGAGCUUUAUCUCUGGCCUUUCAUGAAUGCGGUGAAAGCGAAUGUUGCAUCAGUCAUGUGCUCGUACAACAAGUUCAAUCAGACCUGGGCAUGCGAGAGCGACGCAAUUCUCAACAAGCUCCUGAAAGAUGAGCUGGGUUUCAAAGGCUAUGUCGUGAGUGAUUGGAACGCGCAACAUACCGGCGUCGAUAGUGCAUUGGCUGGACUUGAUAUGACAAUGCCAGGAAGUGACUUCAACACUCCUCGUGGCAACAUUUUCUGGGAUUCAAAUCUUGUUCAAGCAGUGGGCAACGGGUCUGUACCACAAUCCCGGUUAGAUGACAUGGUAACCCGAAUUUUGGCAUCUUGGUACCUACUAGGUCAAGAUCAGGGCUAUCCCGAAGUGACUUUCAGCUCCUGGGAUGGAGGCAAGGCCACUGUCGACGUCACGGCCGACCAUGGCUCUCUGGUUCGCACCGUGGCUCGUGAUUCCAUCGUUCUGCUCAAGAACGAAGAUGAUAUUCUGCCUUUGCAAGAACCUCAGAUACUUGCAAUCAUUGGAUCGGACGCUGCGGUCAAUCCGGAUGGCCCUAACGCAUGCACCGACCGUGGAUGCAACAAUGGAACGUUGGCCAUGGGAUGGGGAAGCGGGACGUCUGAGUACCCGUACCUUAUUGAUCCACUCAGUGCCAUCAAAGCUCAAGCUGAAAGCGAUGGCACACAGAUCAUCCAAAGCACUACCGACAGCGCCACUGCUGGUGCCGAAGCAGCUGCAGCCGCAGAUACAGCUGUCGUAUUCAUCACCUCGGAUGCAGGCGAAGGCUACAUCACAGUGGAGGGCAAUGCCGGAGAUAGAAACAACCUUGAUCCAUGGCACAACGGGAACGAGCUUGUCAAGGCUGUUGCGGCUAAAAGCGACAAUGUAAUCGUUGUUGUACACAGCGUUGGCCCCAUCAUUCUCGAGACUAUCCUCGCCCAGCCAUCAGUGAAAGCGAUCGUCUGGGCCGGGCUACCCGGCCAAGAAAGUGGAAAUGCUCUGGUAGAUGUGCUUUACGGUAGCACUUCUCCAAGUGGCAAGCUUCCCUACACAAUUGCCAAACAAUUCGCAGACUACGGAGCUGGCUGGACCGCUGCGCUGGAUGACAACUUCGCAGAAGACUUGCUUGUGGACUACCGACACUUCGACCAGAAUGGUAUUUCACCCCGAUAUGAGUUCGGUUUCGGACUUUCCUACACAUCAUUCGAAUACAGCAGGCUUGCAAUCAAUGUCGCAGCGACAGCUGGACCCUCGAACGGACCCGUCGUUCCUGGUGGAGCGGAGCAACUAUUUGAGUCGGUCGGUACUAUCUCCGUUCUUGUCCAAAACACCGGAGAGGUUCCUGGCGCGGAGGUUGCUCAACUUUACAUCGGUCUUCCUGAUUCUGCUCCCAGCACGCCACCAAAGCAGCUCCGAGGAUUUGAUAAGCUGCUUCUUGAGCCUGAGCAAUCGGGCAUGGCUACUUUCGAGCUCACUCGUCGUGAUCUCAGCUACUGGGAUGUUCAGGAACAGAAGUGGAUUAUCCCAGCUGGUGAAUUUACUGUUUAUGUUGGAAGCUCCAGCCGGGAUAUCCGCCAACACGGGGAAUUUUCUAUUGUCAAUUCUUGA